Sapajus apella (tufted capuchin) is the source of this 1941-nucleotide messenger RNA. RefSeq names its product ribosome binding factor A (gene RBFA). Gene Ontology annotation, biological process: rRNA processing. NCBI's taxonomy places the organism in Eukaryota, Metazoa, Chordata, Mammalia, Primates, Cebidae. The record is from RefSeq and is a predicted model, not a curated record. Bases 91 to 1122 code for a protein of 343 amino acids. The transcript is spliced from 7 exons.
CCCCGCCCACGCGCCGCCACGUCGCGUCAGUCGUCGCUCUGCGCCUGCGCCCGUUGUCUCUUUGGUCGCGCCCGGGCCCUGCGCCCCGCCAUGUGGGCUGCGGCGGGCAGGCUGUGGGGCUCCCGCGCGGGUCUCCGGGUCCUGCUCCGCAGCCGCGAUGCUGCGCUCGUUCCGGACUGCGCGCGGGGACUGCACGGCUCCGCUGUCUCCUGCAAGAACUGGCUCAAGAAAUUUGCCUCCAAAACCAAAAAAAAGUUUUGGUAUGAAGGUCCUUCCUUGGGCUCGCACUUGACUUACAAACCAUCCAAGUUGGAAUUCCUCAUGAGGAGCACCUCAAAGAAAACCAGGAAGGAAGACCAUGUGCGCCUGAGGGCCGUGAAUGGCCUUCUCUAUAAGGCACUGACAGACCUGCUGUGUACCCCUGAAGUGAGUCAGGAGCUCUAUGACCUUAAUGUGGAACUCUCCAAGGUUUCUCUGACUCCAGAUUUCUCAGCCUGCCGAGUGUACUGGAAGACAACACUCUCUGCUGAGCAGAACGCACGCACGGAGGCUGUCCUGCAGAAAAGUGCUGCGCACAUGAGGCACCUUUUGAUGUCCCAACAGACCCUGAGGAAUGUGCCACCGAUAGUGUUUGUUAAAGACAAGCGAAGUGCAGCUCUAGCUGAGAUUGAUCAGUUACUGGCAGUCGCAGACUUUGGACCUCCGGAUCAAACAGACGACUUUGUGCGAAUUGAUUUCAGGAACCCUGAUGCCCUGCAACCCUGCGGCACCACAGAGCCUACCACAAGCUCCAGUCUGUGUGGGAUCGAUCACGAGGCACUCAACAGGCAGAUUAUGGAGUACAAAAGGAGGAAGGAUAAAGGGCUUGGGGGCCUAGUGUGGCAGGAGCAGGUGGCUGAGCUGACAGUGCAGAUGAAAAAGGGAAGGAAGAAGGCCAAGCCCAGCCUGGAGCGGGACAGCUCCCUCGAGAGUUACCUGUUGGGAGAGGAGGACGAAGAUGACCUGGACCUGGAUGGCGCCCCGGAGUACGAAUACUAUGCCCCAGACACAGAGGAGUUGGAGGCUGAGAGAAGAGGUAGUAUAACAGAGGAUGACCAUGGCUGCAGAGCAAGGGGGGAGUAGAUGGCAUUGCGUCAGCUCUGUCCAUCCCAUGUUUGCAAGGAAAAGCAUUGUCACGUGAUGCAGCAUGUUGCUUCAUUGAGGCAGUUGAUGGAGUUAAAACCAUCUGCUCUUCCACUGCUUGGACAUUUUCUAGCUUUUCCAUGUAUGUAAACACAGUUUGCCCCAGAAAAGUCACUUGUUUUUAACCCCCAUACGCUAUGUGUAAUUUAAAAAAUAAAGGGCCAUAUUAUUACAGAUUAUCGCAAAAAGAAAAUGGUAAAAUAGCGUCUCUGAGAUGCUGGCAUGGCCACCUUCACCUGCAGAGCCCUGCUAGGUGCCAAUGAGUUCUUGGCCCAAGGGGUCAGACCACAGCAGUGGCGGGGAUGAGAACUGAACCUGCAAACCUGGGGAGAGCAGACGGUCCCCAGGGUCUCCCGACACCCCCAGAGCUGCUGCGUAGGCACAUGGCCCUGGGGCUUUGUCUCUGACUGGCCUCUUUAGCACAGCUUUGUGCAACGGGCUCCACCAGGUUCAGGCCGUGGUUGAGCAGAAAGUGAGUUGGCAGGUUUGCUGCUGAGGCUUCCUGGGCGAGCCUGGCUCUUGUCGUAGUUCCAUCACACAUGAAGUAGCAGCACUUUUCCCUUGGUGGCUAUAGCCACCUAGUGUAUUUUCAAAUCCAUCCAAAUAUGCAGCAUACUUGGUCUUUGCCUUCUAAAGAGUGUGUAACUCUGAGACACAGGCUGUAAAAGGCAUCACUUGUACUGAACUCGUAUCACCUCUAACACAAGGAUUCAUUUUGCUGUUUAUCCGAAGAGAAGACAUAGAUGCUAUCCCUUGUCA